This is a messenger RNA of Naumovozyma castellii, 477 nucleotides long. RefSeq names its product Pam18p (gene PAM18). NCBI's taxonomy places the organism in Eukaryota, Fungi, Ascomycota, Saccharomycetes, Saccharomycetales, Saccharomycetaceae. The record is from RefSeq and is a predicted model, not a curated record. The coding region runs from base 1 to 477 and encodes 158 amino acids. The transcript has a single exon.
AUGAACGACAGUAACAACAACACCAACACUCUGGAGGUACCGCAACUAGCAAUCCCAGGGGAAGCGAGCGGGAGUCCCACCAUGACCAUAUCACAGCCCACCAGCACCAAGAACGGCAUGGAUCUAUACUUUGAUGAGGCCAUGCAGUACAUGGGGAGACACCCUGUGAUGACUGGUGUCGCCGCAUUCUUGACUUUGUAUGCUGCCGCUGGGACUUACAAAUCCAUCUCUACGAAACUAAAUGGUGGGAAGGCUACAGCCACUUUCUUGAAAGGUGGAUUCGAUGCAAAGAUGAACCAGAAGGAGGCCUUGCAGAUAUUGAAUUUGACUGAGAAUAAAUUGAACAUGAAGAAGUUGAAAGAGGUACAUAGGAAGAUUAUGUUGGCCAACCAUCCAGAUAAAGGUGGUUCUCCAUAUUUGGCUACUAAGAUCAACGAAGCUAAGGACUUCUUGGAGAAGAAAUCCGUGAAGAAGUAG